CACAUCACAUACACUGACACUUGUUGUUUCUGUGUUCUCUGGUUUCCCCCUCUCUCUUUAUCUUCUUGUUAAUGGUGGAAGCUGUUCGGUUUGGAUGCCACCGUAGUUCUUGCAUGAAUGCCCUUCCAGAAUCCUUCUUUGUUUCGAUUUUUAAAUUGUUUUUGUUGUUUUCCACGCGUGUUUCUGUGAAUUUUUGUGUGAAACGAGCCCGUGGUGCAGUUCCUGUUAAUUAUGUGACAAUGGGUGUUGUUCUUUUAGGGUUUCUGAUUGGUGGGGUUUGGGGUUUGUUCAUGUGGAUGUUGUGGGGGUUUUUGAUUCGGAAAUUUGUGAAGCUCAACUUUUUCUUGGGUUGUUUCUGGGGAAUUGUUUAUGAUGGGACGAUCCGGAGAUCCCUUUCAUCCGUGGUAAUUGGAUGAAUUUCGGGAUAUUUUUGGUGGGAUUGAAAACAGCAAAGUUUGAACCUAUAUUUUGUGUCCAUGGUGAUCUGUAAUUAUUCAUUUCGAGUGGGAAUUACUAAGUUACGAGAAAUAUUUGGGAUUACAUUGUAACAACAUGGUAAUACUAUUAACUAGAAUAGUGUGGCUAGGACAACUUUAUCAUUUUAAUUCUAUUAUGUUACAUUGCUGCAGAGUGAACAUUAUACUAGUAAAAGGAGAAUCUUCGUCAAUUCUUGAAGAAUUGUUUUUUGUUUUUUGUUUUCUUUCUGAACUGAUAAUUCAUGAAAAUUUGUUCUCAUUUACAAAUUAAGGCUUCUGAUAAGAAUCAAUAGUUGCUAAACUUGCAGAAAAAUUGUUUUCUUUUACUUUUAAGAAUAGGCCUUGAGAGUUUCUAAUUAAUCUGUGGGUAACCAAUAUAAGUAGUUAAUGUUACAUUUGAUUUGUUGUCACAUGGAAUUCUGGCAGUGGAAGAGAAAGGAUACCAUGAUUAUGUAAACGUAACAUCUGUGUCUAUUGGAUUCUCCUGUAAGUCUUUUGAGGUCUAAAUGAAGUUGUAGUUGUGAGGCUGAAAUGAAAUUCUCUUGGAUCAACUGUAAGAUCUGUGUUUGAAAGUCAUAUUCUGGCGCUUGCCUCAGACUGUAAACUAUCACACCUUUGUGAAAUUCUGAUUUUGUUCCUCCUCAACCAGAAGGCAGAAGAUAAUUUCGAGAUUCCAUUCUUUUUAUGCCUUAUAUUUAUAGAAAAAUUGAUCCAAUUAGCAAAUCAUGACAUCCAGAUCUGAAUGCAUCCUUUCUUUCAAAUGAAGCUAGAAGAAAGUUAUUAUUGCACUAAUUAUUAAAGCCAAUGUUUUAAGGUUCUGCACAUAGUAUCUUACAUUAUUGCAGAUUUAUUUAGUUUUAUGCAGAAAUUUGUUAAUGCCCUUUUUCAUCAUUUGCCUAUGAUGUUGCAUAGGCUGAAAAUAUCUUACCGGAUCAAGUAAAUUAGAGUUUUUCCUAGUUGUGCUUGGGUCUCCACUGGGGAGCUUACCAAGAAAAGACAAGUGAUUGUGAGAUUAGAUGAAGCGAAAGCGUGGAAACAAGAAAGGAAGAGCCAAGAAACCAAAGUUGGUUAGCACAAAUGAGGUGGCAUCAAAUGUUGUUAGUUUAAAUACAGAAGAAAACUCUGGUGUGGAUGAGUUUGACAAUGAAGAAAUUGACUCUGGAAUGGAUGCGGAGACUGAGGCAACGCCAUCCCCAUCUGGAACUAGUCAACCAGAAGUACUUGCUAAUGUUAAUUCUGUAGGACGACCAAUUAAUAGCACUUUUGGUAGAGCAGUAUAUACACGGGUAAAAGUGAAAAUCAAGACCUCAAAAAAUUUGGAAUCUCAACACACUUCUUCAGAUGCUCCAACUCAAAGUGAUACUGAUAAGAGCAGCCAGCAAGUGGGUUCUGAAAAGCAGGGAGGUCCUAGCGAGAAAAUGGAGGAUAGUGCCAACUCUUUAUCUGAGACUAAUGGAGGAGUUUCUGGGAAUACAUUGAAAAAGUCUAUGGGUAUAAAGAUUAAACCAUCUAGGGGAUUAGGUUCUUCAAGUAUGAGCCCAUGUAGCAAUACUGAGCCGGUCAAGACAGAUACGACAGAGAAGAAAGAUGCUGAAUCGCAUCAUCAGGAGUCAAGAUACAACGAACAAGAACUGAAAGCUUCAUUAGAGGUAAUAAGAAAGGUUAUGAAGAUGGAUGCAGCGGAGCCCUUCAAUGUCCCCGUCAAUCCCGUUGCUCUUGGAAUACCGGACUACUUUGAUGUCAUCGAUACACCUAUGGAUUUCGGUACAAUAUGCAGUAACCUUGAAAAAGGUGUGAAGUACAAGAACUCAGAGGACGUUUUCAAAGAUGUGCAGUAUAUAUGGGAUAACUGUUACAGGUACAAUAAUAAAGGUGAUUAUAUUGUGGAGCUUAUGAAGCGGGUGAAGAAAAACUUCACCAAGUAUUGGACAACAGCUGGUUUAUUCAAUGAUCAACCCCAGGAAACUAGUGGUCUGGAAGGCAAUCCAGUAGCAGAGCUUACCCCUUCGAGUGAAGGGAACACACCAGUGAAUGGUGGUGCUUUGAUGCUUUCAGGCAAAAAGUUCCACGGACUUAAGAAGCACAAGGAAGGUUGCCAAUGUGCUAUAUGUGUAAUGAUGCGGCGCAGGCAAGAGCGAGAAGAGAUUGCUCGUAUGCUGGGAGGACAAACUGAAGGUAGUGAAGACUCGCAGGGUGAAGAUAUUAAGCCAGAGGGGAUUGCGCACGGCGAAAGUCCCUUUGGUGAGUAUGCUUCCUCAAAUAUAGAGAACUCCCCAGAAGCAGAUACUGAUAUUGAACGGAAAGGCCAAGAGAUGAAAUUGGGACAUAUCAGAAAUUUCUAUGCUCAGCAGAAUGGGGAUGAUGUUAAACUUGCAGGAACACAUGAGGGUUCUCAGGAUUUUCAGUUAAGUCAUAGAUCUGGAGAUGAGAAUGGUCUACAUUAUCAGACACCACGUAUUGGCUCAGGUGGCAGCAUAUCAAAUGAGACUCAGAAAGAAUUGUCUAAGCAGAACGAGGAUGGAAGUGCUGCAGGUGACCAACAGAGGUCGAAGGAGUUAUUGGACAAGAAUCAGAGAGCUAAAAUGUUGGAGAAUCUCCAUUAUCUGGAGAAUCCAAUGCUUUUGGAGUUAUACGGGACCCUCUUUACCGACAAUUCCAGCUCUUUCUGGAAUGGACCUCAUUCUUUGGUUGAUCACAACAGGGUUUCCAAACGGAGGAGUUCCCUUCAUUCCGCUAUUUCUUCAUUUAUGAAGUAGUUGCUCUGCUUUUGCUUUCCCCAUACAGGAGAAUCAGGCACUGCAUUCGUGCUGUUGCUUGAGCGAUGGUAGGUUUACAAAAAUGUAGAUUCAGACAUAUGAGCACUAACUUGAACUUUACUUUUCUGUUGAUGAUAUUGAGAGUGUAGGCUUACAUCUCAUGAGAUCUGCAUUCAAGAGCUUGUAAGAUUUAGAGUAUAUUACUAGCAUGAUGACUUUGUAAUGGACUCCAAAUGUUUUAGAUGUGGUGCAUGGUAUUAUUUCACAGAAUUUGAUC
Messenger RNA from Sesamum indicum (sesame), 3509 nucleotides. RefSeq lists its product as uncharacterized. Gene Ontology annotation, molecular function: protein binding. NCBI's taxonomy places the organism in Eukaryota, Viridiplantae, Streptophyta, Magnoliopsida, Lamiales, Pedaliaceae. The record is from RefSeq and is a predicted model, not a curated record.